GUUGAUAACAGCUUAAUUAACAUAAUACAUUUUUUAACUUCCUAAACAAGAAAGUUGUAUGUAUUAGAACUGAUGUACAUGUCUAAAAAGAUAUAACAAAAUAUAUAAAAUUAUUUAAAACCGUUCUAUGAAAAUAUAUAAUAAAAAUAUUUGUAAUGAUACCAUCACACUGAUCUUCAACGUAACCUUACUUUAUGCGAUAGCAGUAUCAUUUUCGCUCCCUAAUACUUCAAAUUUUUAUAUUUGUUCUAACGCUUUAUACAAAAAUGAGUUCUCGAGGUAAAGUGGAAACGGAAAAGUUAAGAAAAAAUCUAGAAGCACAAUUGGACAGACUAGUACAGCAAUUGGAAGAUAUAGAAGAAAACCGGAAUUUAUUAGAUGCAGAUGCUUAUGAAGAAGCCAUGCAACUUACGAAGGAAGAUUUACAAGAGUUUAAUGAUACUUUACAACGAAUGAUAUCAGGAGAUACAACAUUAGUUGAUGAACUAAGUUCAAUACAGUUGGCAACUCAGUCAGCAAUCAGUGAAGCAUUUAAAACUCCUGCUGUUAUUAGAAUGUUUGGCAAGCGAGAAACAACACAACUUAGAGCACGUCUAGCUCAAAUUGAUUGUGAUAUGAAACUUGGAAAACUGAAUAGGGAAGCUAGUGAUCGCCAACGUGGAGAAGUACUAAAUGCAUUAAGACAACUUGGAGAAAAACUGGAACCUCAAGAAUUACAAUUAUUAGAAAAAUUAAGGCUGAAUAGUAUUGAUGCAACAAGUUAUGUGCAAGUAACUGAAAAUGCAGAGAAAGGUCGGAUGGCUAUGACAGUAGUAGGUGAUGAAGUUAGAACUCAGAACACCUAGAUUUUUAUAGUUAUGUAAAUUCUUUAUAAAAUAUAUAAUGAAUGGUUUAAACAGUUAAUAACUAUAAUAUAAUUUGUAAAAAGGUAACGAAAUUUGACAAAAAUAAGGUGUUAUUUUAUAAACAUAACGUCAUUUUGAUACAUUGAUAUGUAUAUUAAGUAAUAACGAAUGUUUACUAUUGUUUUCAAAUUUUAAUACAAUUAUUUUUUAUUAUAAAUAGAGGGUCGUAAA
Megachile rotundata (alfalfa leafcutting bee) is the source of this 1076-nucleotide messenger RNA. Its product is annotated as protein LZIC. Gene Ontology annotation, molecular function: beta-catenin binding. Lineage: Eukaryota; Metazoa; Arthropoda; Insecta; Hymenoptera; Megachilidae. The record is from RefSeq and is a predicted model, not a curated record.